GUCAGACAAGCGUCAUUGCUAACGUACCACAGAGGAGCGGAAACCAGCAGGCGCCAAAUAGAAGACGGCGUCUUCGGCCUACUUUUCCUCAGCCGUCGACAUCAAGCGAUCCCCAGCCGCAGCACUCACCCGAGGAGAAUUAUCCCAGUACAAGUGGUGUUGCUCGAAAUCACCACACGUUUAACGUUCCUGUCCUUGAAACCCGUCCUAACCCCGCACCUCCGAGCGCCUUUACCCGC
Molecule: messenger RNA, 239 nt
Organism: Candidula unifasciata
Lineage: Eukaryota; Metazoa; Mollusca; Gastropoda; Stylommatophora; Geomitridae
Source: the annotation of a GenBank genome assembly